CGCACCGUGACGUCAUCCUUAGCGACUCACGUCACAAUCACCCCGUGUAUCUCCGUACAGUGCACAUCAUCUUCAAUCCCUGUCUGCAAGAACUAGAAUUUGAAAUUUAUAUACAUUUUUUUUUUUACAUUGUUUGCGACUUCGCUUGUGAGGACUCUCCAAUGGAUCCAUACGGCAACCCUAAUCGCUUGGCCAUUGGAUCAGCCUGUGGAGGGGGAGCAGAACACUCCGGACAAAUAGGUAUGGAGACGAAGAACGAUCAGACUUACUUUGUCGAUUGCUUGAACGUAUCGUGUAACAGCAACGACUGUUCGAGUUACUUUGAUGUGCCCGACUGCGUCACGGAUGUGUAUCUUCAAGCUUUGGACGGUGGGGACGAAAGCUUUGCUGCCUUGAGGCAAAUCAGCGAUGUUUUCGGGCAGAAAGACAAAAAAGAGUACGACAGGAAUUGCAACCACAACGUCAACCCCGAGCCCCUCCCCAACGAAGGUUGCGGGUGCACGGGCAGCUACAACGGAGGAGCUGGUGCCGGCACCGCGACCUGCUCCGGCUGCGACGACGGGAGGCCGUACGAGACCGGCUUCAACGACAAGAAACGAGAUAACGCCUGCUGCGGUUGCCCGAACGAUGCUUACAGGCCAGAGGUGGUGAACGUAAAGGUCAGCGGCACCUCUGAUUGGGCAACCGGAUGCAGCUGCGGCAACGCCGGCAGAAGCUGCACGUGCCAAGACACCUACCAGCAGGAGUUGGUCAACAAGAAGCCCGAGUGCACCGUCGAGUACAAGUACGUCGCCGAAAUGCCGCCGCCCAAACCUUACUGCGAAAAGGGCGACCCGUCGUGUUGCGGGAACAUGUGCUGCGCCCCGCCCGACACGUACGAGCUCGUCAAGAACACAGACGCCCAGCGAUACCAAGGUAAAGGCCCCGAUCGCUCCAAUUUCUACGCCGACGACUCCUGCGGCUGCCAGAACACCAGCAACAACAACCUCAACGUCGUCGAAUGGAACAACGACCUCAACUGGGCCGAGCUGAGGAAAUCCUCCUACAGCUCUACCUCCUCAAACUGCUGCACGUGUCGAUCCCCCAGCCCCGUCAGGAAACAGGCCGCGAUCUCCUGGGUCAACCACUUGGCCCAAACGGCCGACACCCGAAGCAGCAGAAGCAGACGCCGCAGCUCAAGCGUCGCCUUUUCCGACGACUACUCUGGCGACUUCCCUGAACCCCACGACUUCAAAGGCCCGCUCACGGUCGCCGUCCGUUCAACCUCGGCCGGAUCCAACAUUCGCCGAAUGCCUCAACCGAUUAUCGUGAAACCAAAGGAGGAAAGACGCGCUCAGGCCGUCGAGCGCUGCAGAGUGUGUUAAAACAGGCUCAAAUGUGUCCGCCCGCCCUUUACAGCAAGCCAUAGAUUUGCCUCAAAAGCACUUCUUACAAACUUCCGGGCGACAGUCCAAAACUUUUCCAUCGCUGCAUUGAACACAAGAUCGUUAACAAAAAGAAGAGAAAAAAAACCAACACCCCACCAAAGAAAGAAGAAAAAAAAUCUGAACCACUAACUGUAAGUACUCAUAAGCAAUAAGACAUUGUUAAAGUAACUCGUUCUCACGCACUGGGCUGCACCAUGCGACUUCGUGUGCCGCGGGAACUUAAUCAAAUUCGUGGUCAUGUGUGAAAGAACGGUUAAGAACUUAUACGCUCCACGACGGCCAUCGCAAACAUUCAACAACGAAUGCCGGGGAUCCACCAACCCGCCCAGGACAACCAUUCUUGUGUGGCCCAGCAUGCCAACUGUCGGGAACGAUUAAGAGAUAAUUCAAUGAACAACGAACUCUCCCCCCUAAGCAAGCGUUUUAACAUCCGGCCGGCGUCUUUCUUCAACUGUGACGCUGCCAUAACGAGAUUCGAGAGUAUAAAGUGGUGCUGAUGAUGUCAUCGGUUGAGACGGGAGUUUUAUCAUCGGAAGGAAAGGAAGUGACAUUGUCACAUCAACUUGUUAUGCUCUACAUAACUUUUUUUCAUUAAAAAAACUUUUUUUUAACAUUUUCUCUUUAUCAGUGAUAAUAGUUUUCUCUCGAGAAUAGAUUAUCCAUUCAUCACUGCGUCACAAUAGCCAAAUUAGAUGCACGGGGUCAAUAAAAUUAGCAUCAUCCAAAUUGUCCAGCUGUCUCUGUGUACAAUUGAUUGUAGUGUCCAUUUUUGUUUGUUGCCGACUUUGAAUUUUUUAUUUUUUUUUUGAAACAUUUAUAAAUUAUGCCAUGUUUUAAUGGCAGCGUGUUAUGUUGUUAAUAUAAGUGUUAGCCAACACUCGGG
Lymnaea stagnalis (great pond snail) is the source of this 2310-nucleotide messenger RNA. The record is from the annotation of a GenBank genome assembly. NCBI's taxonomy places the organism in Eukaryota, Metazoa, Mollusca, Gastropoda, Lymnaeidae.